Molecule: messenger RNA, 2956 nt
Organism: Oryzias melastigma (Indian medaka)
Lineage: Eukaryota; Metazoa; Chordata; Actinopteri; Beloniformes; Adrianichthyidae
Product: tumor necrosis factor receptor superfamily member 11B
Exons: 6
Coding region: 693-1943 (416 amino acids)
Molecular function (GO): protein binding
Source: RefSeq, a predicted model, not a curated record
UCGUCUUUUCUUCCACUCCUACUACAAAGGACGUAUGUCUGCUCGGACUUCAUCUGAUCAUUUGCAUAAACUGAGAGGGAAAGUCCUGUUUUAAGCUUACAUUUGACUUGCUCUUGUCUGUGUCUCAUAUUUCGGGAGUUCUUCACAUAUCCAAUCAGACAGCACAGUUAGAGAAAACAUAUUUCUCAUUUUUAUUGAAAAACGGGAGACUUUAGAUUGUCCACAAAUAACUAUAUUAUUUCAAAAAGAGCUUUUGCUUUGCUUUAGAAUAUGAAUCAAGUUUAUUUUAUAUCAUGAACACAAGGGUCAAUGCCUUCUCUAUCCAUCUUUUAAAAAUGUCGAACAUCUCAUUUGAUGAGUAAUAGACAUUUUUGUAGUCUUUUCCUUUUUUUUACUGACUUUUCUUUAUCUUAAAAAUUAUCCAAAUCCUUUCUCUUUUUUUGCAAAAGUUCAGCCCAUAUAUCUAAAUUUGUGAAUGAAUAGAUCCGCUCCUCCGCAUUUGAACUUCAAACCGCGAGUCCAUCCCUCUGCUUUACAUCAUUCGUUUUGCGUAACUACAACUCUCUGGAGCAAAAACUUUUUUUUUCUUUUUUCUGGUUGGUGGGUGGGCACACACCCGCGCUCCCUCUCGUAUAAGAGCGGAUCUGAUAUGGAGACCCCAUCACACCGCACGUCGCUUUUACGCAGUAAAGAUGAGCAGAGCGCAAUCCAACCCGAGCAUGAAACUAAUGGUGCUCUUCACGGCAUCUCUUUCCUGGGCUUAUCAGCACGAAGCCAUGCCGCCAGUGUACCUGCACAGAGAUCCUGUGACAUCCGAACUCCUGUUUUGCAGCCAGUGCCCCCCUGGCACAGCCGUGAAGCAACACUGCACCAAAGACGAACCCACAGAGUGUCACCCCUGCCCCGACAGGCAGUUUGCAGAGAACUGGCACUGGGGUGACACUUGCCAAUACUGCACCUCGGUGUGUAAGGAGAGGCAACUGGUGAAGCAGCACUGCAACAGCACCCACGACCAGAUCUGUGAGUGCGCUCCAGGCUUCCACCUAGUGGUGGAGUUCUGCAUUGCACACAGUACCUGCCCACCUGGCUAUGGAGUGACAGCUUCAGGGACUCCAGUGAGCGACACUGUGUGUGAACCUUGUCCCGAUGGUUAUUUCUCCGUUGGAGGUUCCUCUACUGAUCCAUGCCGACCCCACAGGAACUGCUCAGAACUGGGUCUGUGGACGCUCAAAUGGGGGACAUCUACUUCCAACAGCCUCUGUGGCUCACCAGAGAAGAGAACAACUCUGGACUGUUCUCAGAAUCACAUCGUGUGCCAUACUGAUGUGACCCUGUGUGAGGAGGCCUUCUUCCAGUCCGUGGCCUCACUUCAUCUGUCCUCUGUUCCCCUCGAGCGUCUUCUGGAGAGUCUUCCUGGACGCAGGGUGGAUCACAAGAGCCUGGAGAGGCUGAAGAAAGCCUGCUCUCCUCAGCAGCAGGUCCUGCACCUGCUGCGCAUGUGGCGGGAGCAGAAUAAGGACCACGACAAGCUAAACGGCAUCAUGCAAGGUGUGAACCACUGUGAGAGGAAAGUGUCCCGCUGCCAGGGUCUGAAAAACAUCACCUUUGAGGACCUCAUGAAGGUAGCCAACAGCCUGCCGAGGAAAAAAGUUCAGGAGGUGGAUGUGCUGGCGGUUUUCUCCACCUGCCUGCCCAGGCAGCACAUCCUGCAGGUUCUCCACCUCUGGAAAGCAGCAAACAACAACAUCGACCUGGCAAAGGGCCUGUCCCAUAGUCUGAGGGUGCUUCGCAGCCAGGGGGCGCCCCGUUAUCUCCUGAAAGGCCUCAAGAAGAUCAGCAGGAUCAUUGAAACAACGUCCACAUACAAGAUGUACGAGAAGAUGUUCGUUAGCAUGCUCCAGGAUGAGCUGUGUUUCAAACCUCUCAAACCUCUCAAUGAGUGAAGUACCAAACCUGCAGUCUGCAGCCCAAUUAAACACUAAUGCAUGACACACGGCGAGGCAAUGCACGAGACGAAUGGGGAUCACAUGAUGAUGUCAAGCUGUCUUCAAGGAAAUUCUGCAUGUUGACAUGAUUUUGAUGAAAUGUAUCAUGAAAGGGAGCAAGAAUGUAAAUCCUUUUGUAUCUAAGCUUUAAACCAAAACGAGGAUGAUGAUCCUGUGAGGUAACACCAGAUGCUGUCCUGUUCUGUUUCCUGAUUUACUCCUGAAAUGAUCGAAAAAACUGAGACGAGAACAAGAAGAAUCACAUUCCCAAUCUGUUUUCCCGGGAACCUUUGACAAUAACAAAGGAAACACUAUUUAAAAAUGUAAAUACCAUUUUUUUUAAGUUGGCCAACAGUUGUUUUAUUAUUUUUUUAGUGCUUUCUCCCAGUUUGAGAGCAGAGAUUUGAUUUCAUAAUGAAAUACAUUAUUUUUUUUCCAAGCUGUCCAUUGUUCUUUAUUCUGGAACUUUGAUUUGAAAAGCUCUUUUAGUGUGUUAUAGUUUUCUUUCUACUCACAUGAAUGUACAAAUGAGUGUAAUUGUUUUUAUUUAAAAUGUUAUUUUAUUUCCAAAAUAUGUUAAAAAAAAACGUUUUUUUUUUACUUUUUAUCAAAGAUACUGGAUUUCAAAUGCUGCAAGUUUGUUGAGUGAGAUUUUUUAUAUUUGGUUUUUAAAACUUUUUCACUAUAAAUAUAUGGUCUGUUUUGUAUAUAUAUGCCUGCCUGUUUUUUUUUUGUUUGUUUUGUUUUGUUUUCUUUGAGAUGACGUGAGUUAUGAACAUUUAAAAUAAUUUGAAUAAAUUCAUUUUGUAAAAAAAAAAAAGAAGUCUAGUUUUCAGUGGAUCUUUAGUCAUUCUUAAGUGUUUUCACACAUUUGUAUGUAAAAAUAAUUGUAUUAAUUAGAUUAUUAGACAAACUGUAGUGUUAAACAAAGACAAUCAAAGACAAUACAGUUUUAUAAAUAAAAAGUACAU